Messenger RNA from Paramuricea clavata, 1944 nucleotides. Lineage: Eukaryota; Metazoa; Cnidaria; Anthozoa; Malacalcyonacea; Plexauridae. The record is from the annotation of a GenBank genome assembly.
AUGGCGAGCGGUCAUGUCUUUGUGAGCUCCUUGAAUGUUCUUGUUAUUUCUCUAUUGAUGCUCUGCACUGAAUGUUGUGCACAUGAAAACGUAACAGGGCAAGAAACGCUUGUAUGUGUGAGAAGUCUACAAGUGUGUGAUCUUAACGAGAAUAAAGAAAAUUUGGCUGGCCAUUCGAACGCUGGUAUGUGCCAUGUUGGAGACUGUGAACCGGAUUGUAUUAUCUCCUGCAGAGAUUCAUCGCAUGUGGAACAGGGAAUCGCUUUUUCUGCUGUGUCUGAUGUGGUUGUUGAGAUAAUAACUUUGAACUGUCCGAAAGAAACAGCGUUUUCAAGAUUAAGAAAUCUCGAGAUUUGUGUUUAUUUGUCUGGUUUUGGUUUCGUUCGCUUCAGUGAACGUUCUCUGAUUUGCAUACGUCUGCACACUUUUCCUCACUGGGAUUACACGCAUAAGCGCUAUUUGAGACGGAGGCUUAAUUAUUCAUCAAACAACGUAGCAACUUUUAAUCCAUCUAUUGUUUCAUUGAUUUUGCUUCGAUGUGGCGAUGUUGAAACACAACCGGGUCCUGUCAGAGAACAAACGUCUACAGAGUCUGGAUGUUAUUCUCGCAAAAACGAAAGGAAAAUAAAAGUUGGACAUUUAAAUGUACGAUCGUUAAAAAAUCGUAUACACCACACUCUUGUCAAGGAAACUGUGCUCUUACAUAAAUUCGACAUUUUUACGAUUUCUGAGUCUUGGCUGGAUAAUACUGUAUCGGAUACUGAACUUGAUAUUCUCGGCUAUGCCCUUUAUAGACAAGAUCGCCAAAUUUCUAAAGGCGGCGGUGUUUGUGUCUUUGUAAAGAACAACAUAAAAGUAUCACUGUUACCUGACAUCUCGGCCAUUAAUAAUGGAUUUCAACAACUUUGGUUACAGGUGCAAUUAAACAAAUGCAAAUCGCUGGUUUUGUGUGUUGCAUAUAGGCCACCAAACUCGCUUCCAUCUCUGCUUACUGAUUAUUUUAUGCCUAAUGUAAUCUUAGCAAUGUCCAAAUGCAAAGAUUUGAUUGUCCUGGGUGAUCUAAACUGCGACAUGUUACAGGAAUCCAAACGCGAAUCGCGUGUAUUACUUGAAGUUUGCUCAAAUCUAAACUUGCAUCAGAUCAUAACUGUGCCUACACGGAUAACUGACAACACGCAGACGUUGAUAGAUGUAAUUAUUACUUCAAACCGAAACUUAAUAUCGUCUAGCGAUGUGUUGCUCUCAUCCAUUAGUGACCACAGUUUACCAUAUGCUGUACUAAACUUGAAGAGUCCCAGGUGUAAACCUACCUAUGUGACAGUACGCAGUUUUAAAACCUACUCCAAGGAAUUGUUCGUGAAUGAUCUCUCACUUGUACCAUGGCACAUAGUUGAUACUUUCGACGAUGUAAAUGACAAACUUGACGUUUUUAACAAAUUGUUCAUGGAUAUGUUGGACGUUCAUGCUCCUGUUAAGCGUAUUAAAUUAAAAUCAAGACCUAACCCGUUUGUAACAUCUGAAAUUCGGGCCCUAAUGAAAACUAGGGAUACGUGGCAUCGGAAAGCGGUAAGGUCCAAUGAUAACCGUGAUUGGAAUGGUUACAGAUUCUUCAGGCAGGAAGUGAAGAAAGAAUUAAGAGCUGCAGAGAAAGAAUAUGUACGUAGCGAGUUGACUUUAAAUUCGGGAAACUCGAGAUCAUUAUGGAAAACAAUUAACAAAUGUUUACCUCGUAAAUCAUGUUCUUCUACACACGAGUUAAACUCUGUAAAGUUGGCGAACACAUUUAACGAAUAUUUUACCUCCCUUGGAAGUUCCAUUGCUGCUGAAACUUGUGGGAUUGCGACCGAUUUUAACUUGGAAGCAACUUGUCCACAACGCUCUACAACCCCUCCGGAAACGCAGUUUUGUUUUCGUGAAGUCUCCGAAACAGAAGUCGCAAAUGUG